Baudoinia panamericana UAMH 10762 is the source of this 954-nucleotide messenger RNA. RefSeq lists its product as uncharacterized. NCBI's taxonomy places the organism in Eukaryota, Fungi, Ascomycota, Dothideomycetes, Mycosphaerellales, Teratosphaeriaceae. The transcript has 4 exons. The coding region runs from base 1 to 954 and encodes 317 amino acids. The record is from RefSeq and is a predicted model, not a curated record.
AUGCUCUCCAUCCCUCCGCCGAAGAACAUCACUAACGCCUUAUCCAGCUGCUUCACUUUGACGGCCAACGGCGGCCCAGGCGGUAGCAUCGGUCAGAUCGGCGACGGCCAAAACCGCAUCGGCGACACGACUCUGUCAUCGGCCACCUACUGCAUCGACGGCAAUGGCGGUACGUCGACCGACCAAUGCGACGCCGGUGCCGCACCCACGCCCGGCUUCUCCGUCGACUGCGCCGGCACCCUCCAGUACAAGAACUCGUCCACCUUCUGGAGUUGUCCGACGGGCGACAACGGCGGCUGGAACAUCUACACCGUCCCCGUCAAGGAUCAGCUCAAGUGCCUGCCCGUCACGCUUCAGGCUUCGGGGUGCAAUAGCGCUUGCCCGGCUCCUCCUCCACCGGCACCGUCCACGAAGUCUUGUCUGCCGUCGUCCACCUCUCCCUCCGCCACACCCACCUGCCCCCUGAACCUCAUCGGCACGAACUUCGAAUUCCCCCAUCUCAUCAUCCCGCUCGACCGCAACACCCCCAUCACACCCCUCGGCAACUCCCUCAACGGCACACUCGGCGGCACAAAGAGCAGCGCCUUCAACUUCGACAUCCCCGCCUCCGACGCUGGGUCGCAAUGCACGCUGGUCUUCCUCUUCCCCACUCAAUCCCAAAUGCAAACCUCGGCGUACACUUACACAAAUCCCAACGGUAACGGGACAGUGCAGUUUACACGGCUCGUGGCACCGGCGGCAAGGGAUUCGGCUUACUCGACUGUGCCCGGCACGGCGGAGUUGUAUCCGCCGGUGCAGAUUCGGCCGGGUGGGAAAUUUGAGAUUGCGCAGUUCCCUUGUCCGGCAGGGGAGACAAUUGGGCUUAGGAUGAGUCCGUAUGCGGGAGAUGUCGAGCUGGAGUAUUUCCAGGACUUCAAUCCCUGUCCAAUUGGGCUUUACAUCACUGUCUCUUAG